AUGAAUAUUGCCACCACUUGCAACUCUUGGUCCAUUGAGCAUCACAGGCUCGAAGAAGAAAGGCGAUGGGUUACUGAUCUCCACUGCAAGGCCAAGAAAGACAAUGGGGAAUGGAUCUCUACUCAACUCCGACUGGAUGACAUUCUGGGGAACGAUGAUGGGAACUUCAAGUAUAGUUUGAGGUAUCCCGAAAGGAACAUUUCCUCGUCAAUGAGCAAUCCCCGACUGGAGGUAACAGGAGACGGUCGACCGAUUCUUCACGGCCGCCUUACCACCCGGGAUGCUUAUGGUCAUGACAGAAGUCUUGAUUUAUCUAAAAUUCUGUGGAAUAAAGAUGGUCGACUAUCUCUCAAUGAGGACGUGGUUCGCGCGGAAGACGAUAGAAGAAGGGAAGAGGCAAGGCAGAAAAUGCUCGAAAAAGCGCGUCGCAACCCCAAACUGAUGGAACGGUUGAGGCGCCAGGGAAAGCUUUGA
This is a messenger RNA of Aspergillus oryzae RIB40, 474 nucleotides long. Its product is annotated as CVNH domain-containing protein. The record is from RefSeq and is a predicted model, not a curated record. The coding region runs from base 1 to 474 and encodes 157 amino acids. The transcript has 4 exons. Lineage: Eukaryota; Fungi; Ascomycota; Eurotiomycetes; Eurotiales; Aspergillaceae.